This is a messenger RNA of Neofelis nebulosa (Clouded leopard), 2801 nucleotides long. RefSeq names its product C2 calcium dependent domain containing 2 (gene C2CD2). Bases 120 to 2249 code for a protein of 709 amino acids. Lineage: Eukaryota; Metazoa; Chordata; Mammalia; Carnivora; Felidae. The record is from RefSeq and is a predicted model, not a curated record. The transcript has 14 exons.
CCGCGAGCCCCGCCGGCCGCGCGCUCAUGUCCUAGGCUCGCCGCCCGCGGGCCCUGCACCCCGGCCGGGGGGCUGCCCUGGGAAGUUGGGGCCAGGCGCGCCGGGUAUGCGCCAUCACCAUGUCCCGCCUGGGCUGGUGGCUCGGUGAGGUCCAGUGGCUGCUCUUGGUGUCGCUCUUCGUCGUGGCCCUGGGCACGGUGGGCCUGUACCUGGCGCAGUGGGCGCUGGCCAGGGCGCGACCCCGGCCCCCGCGGCGGGCUGCCGAGCCUGGCGAGGGCCGGCGCCCCGAGUCGGACGCGCUGCUCGCCUGGAUCCUGACGCUGAACAGCUGGAGGAACCAGUGGCAGGCCGCCUGGGUGACCGCCCUGAAUGAUGAGGCCGAACGGAAAGGGGGCCCGCUGCUCCUGUCCUUCGAGGAGGACCCGCUGUGGCAGCCCCUGGGGCUGGAGGUGCACCGGGUCUCCAGUGUGGCCAGGUCAGCCCAGGAGAAGGUGGUGUCCUGUCACGUGGUGGGCGAGGCCAUGCAGUUCCUGGUCAGUGCGGGGCCCGCAUCCCCGGGAGACACGGGGCGCCAGCUGUACAGUGUCAGGCUGUCCCCAGUUCAUUUACAGCUGGAGCUCCACAUGAAGGACAGGAGAGACGACAUCCAGAUCAAGUGGUCCUUCGUCAGCACUCCAGAAACGGCCGUUACCGCCCAGCCCAAAGCACCGGUGGAGGAGCGGGCGGCUGAGACGAAAGCAGUGUCUGAAACCCUCAAGGAUAUCUUGAAGCACCUGGUUGGUUCUGCCUCGCCGUCGGUGGUUCUGAGCACCAAGCCUGUGGAUGUGAGGGAAGUUCAGAACCUGCAGCACACUGCACCCAGCCCUCAGGAAUCCUGCCCUCCCAAACCUCCCAGGGCCCACGAACUCAAGCUGUCGGUGAAUAACGUCCGGGCCUCGCUGCUGCACGAUCCUGGCGCUUCAGGCUACGUGAACCCACAGUGUGUAGUUCGGCUGAAUGAUCCCGUUCAGAAGUUCAGCGCCCUCGCGAAAAACGCUACGGACCUCACCUGGGAAGAAGAAUUCACCUUUGAGUUGAAUGCCAAGUCGAGGGAGCUGUACUUGGAGAUUUCAGAGGAAGAACAAUCAUCAGGAGCUCUGUCGGCGGUGACGACCAUUCCCUUAGAUUUAUUCAAGAAGCAGCCUGCGGGGCCACAGAGCUUUACGCUGACCAGCGGCCCCUCCUUCGGCAGCUUGGUGCUGGGUUCGGUCACCGCAGAGUUCUCUUACGUAGAGCCCGGCGAAGCGAAAUCCUGGCAGACCGCUCCGCCCGCUCCUGCUGCGAAGGUGGAAAAAGACCGCAUGGUGAUGCCCUGUGGGACCGUGGUCACUACUGUCACUGCCGUGAAAACCAAGCCGCGUGUCGACACGGGGAGGGCGUCCCCGCUGAGCUCUGAGUCUCCCCUGAAGACACCUGUCAAGGUGAAGGUCAUUGAGAAGGACAUCUCUGUCCAAGCUGUCUCCUGUCACGGCGCCCCUGUCAGUAAGACGUUCUCUUCUUCGGACACAGAGCUCCUGGUUCUGAAUGGCUCGGACCCCGUGGCGGAAGUCGCCAUCCGCCAGCUCAGCGAGUCUUCGAAGCUGAGGGUCAAGUCUCCACGGAAGAAAAGUACCAUCAUCAUAUCGGGGAUCUCCAAGACCUCGCUAUCUCAGGACAAUGCCGCUGCCCUCAUGCUGGACUACGCGGCCUCCGUGGACGGCAACCCCCAGGAGGACCCCCCGUCCCUUCCGGGGGCGGCUGCCAUCUCUGCCCCGCAGGAGGAAGAGGCGCCGGCCCCGGCCCCGCUGGCCCCAGAGCCCCAGGAGCGCGAGCUAGGCUCCUGGGACUUGGACCAGGAGUCACAGGCCCCGGCGUGGGACAGCCAGGCCCCACUGGACCCCGAUGGGGACGAGCUGUCAGAGAGCUCCCUGAGUGUCUCAGAGCCGGAUGCUGCCAAGAAGCAUAAAGGAGGGAUUUUAAGGAAGGGCGCAAAGCUGUUCUUCCGCCGGCGACAUCAACAGAAGGACCCUGGCAUGAGCCAGUCGCACAACGACCUCGUGUUCCUGCAGCAGCCGGAGGGGGCCCGGAGGAAGGGGGCGACGCUCACCAGGAUCCUCAACAAGAAGCUCCUCUCCAGGCACAGAAGCAAGAGCGCCAUGAACGGGGCCCCGGCGGACCCCGCGGCCGGCGGCCUCCCCCACCAGGACGCGGGAAGACGCGUGCCCCCCUAAGCACCCCCGGGAUGCAGCAAGAGAGCUGCAAGCUGUCAGCCGGCCGCCCCGUCCGGCCGGGUCGUACUGCCAUCCUGUAAAGGGGGACGAAGAUCCGCGUCUGCAGCCAGGAGGCUUUCCCCAGAGAAAACUCACCAAGUCAGAUGCCAAAGGGCUGCGCUCAGGUCAAAGAGCUGAAGUAAAACGUUGGGAGACCUGCAUAACGGACUGGAGAACCUCCAGUAAUGGACGGUGACGGGGCUGGUGAGGGGGACUCCACCUCACCCACUCUGUGCCCCGACGCGUGUUAUCUUGGGUCCGUGCCCGGACCGCGUCGCAAAGAGGAGGUGUCCCUCUGUGCUGUCACUGUGACUGGAACGGAUGGGUCACCUGUCCUGACUGGCUGCUCAGAGCAACACAGUGCGGCUGGCCCCGAGUGCGGACAGGUGGGACGGAGGCGGGAUUGGGGGUCAGUAGAGACAUUGUGGUGGUGAUGGAGACACUGUGACAAAGGUAGGAGCAGAGUUGCCUUUGCUAUUAGCCAUAUAACUUGAAAAGUACGCAAACACUAGA